CAACUUCGGGCUGCCUCGUGGGAGUGGCUAGCAGCAGGUUUUAAAUUCACGCGUGGUCUGGGUGUCGGGCUUGUUUCGCACCACAUACGCAGCUAGAAACUUCUGAAACUCAUGCCAGCGACUUGCCCACGAGUAUCUCUGCGGGGGCAGACGGGAUUGGACUAAAGUUUUGCAUACUCAGUAAAAUGCCAUCUUAUCCUCUCAACCAAUUCGCUGACCUGGAGGAGAUGAUGUGCAAGCAGUUACUGAAUCUCGACCUGAGGGAGCCAAACAGACCGCUGUCAUCUCUCAAUCUGGCGAUGAGAACACCAGGCUACAUUGGUCAGCCACGUGGCAAUACAUCUUUUUCCUUCUCGUCUCUCUCAUGCCUCCCCACUGAUCCUUCAGACAGUGUGUUUCUGACUUCCAGUCCAUGGGGGCAGCAGUCAGAAAGCCCGCUGCUCUGCCAGCUGGCUAAACCCUCCCACUGGGGAAAGUCAGGCUUCCUUGCCCAGCGCUCCAUCAGCAUGGUAGAGACCAGCAGCACCACAGCAACAAGUCUAGGCUGGCCUAUGACUGAUAUAAAGCACUCCCUAAGUGACAUCACCCCCACUACACUGAACACUAGCUCUUCUUCGUCCACCUCCUCUUCCUCAUCACGCUAUAAGACUGAACUAUGUCGAUCUUUCACUGAGAAUGGCUUGUGCAAGUAUGGUGGGAAAUGCCAGUUUGCCCACGGGCCAGAGGAGCUACGGGAUCUUAACAGACAUCCGAAAUACAAAACUGAGCCGUGUCGUACUUUUCACACCAUCACUGUCCACAACAGUGAGGAAGAAAAGAAACAUUCCUUCUGUCGUUCCUCGUCCCUCGCCUCAAGCAUUCCACCACAGCCACCUGCUGCCUCCCGCUCACACAGACCUCCUCUUAUGAGACAGAGCUUUAGUUUUGCUGGGUUUCCGUCUGCUCCCCAGCAAAUCCUCCAACCCGCUUUUACUGCUCAUCCACCUCCUCCUUCCACUCCCUCUUUCACAUGUGCUCCCUUGGCCUCUCCUCCUUCCAGCCCAGACAUUACUGACCUCCUCUCUCAUGCCUUCCAAGAGAUGGACUCUGCCUUUGAGGCCUCCCCUGCUCACCAGUACCAACCUCCUGUGGGCCAGGUAACUUCAACAGAUCCACGCUCUCCAUUCUUGCCUUCCCCAGACUCUGGCUGCUCUCCAUGUGGGCUGUCCCCGACUGCCUCCCUGAGGCAGAGUCCCUGCGCUGCUGGAGUCUUUUCAGGGCCUCUGGGUGCCCGUUCCCUAUCUUACACCUCUCUGUCAGACCAGGACCAGGAUGGAAGCAGCUCCACUAGCUCACUCAGUGGCUCUGAAUCAUGUGUUGGCAGUAAUGAAGGAAACGGCAAACGCCUGGCAGUGUUCAGUCAGCUCUCUGUUCCUGAGGAUGCUACUGGGAUCUGCCUUUAGGCUGCACAGCAGCGUUCGCAUAUCAAGCACACAUAAUGCUCAUACACUAGACAUCUAGACACUUCCCCCCUCAUGGACAGGCACUGGACCGACACCUCAAAUAUUUUGUGCAUCUGUGUGACAUCAAAAUAAAGAAGGGACUGACUCAGAACACUCAGAGGUUAUCUUAUCAGAUUUGUGGUGUUAAAAUGUGACCGUCAUGUGUGUAAGGGAAGCCACAGUGAUGGUAAAAAUAAAAGUGUCACCACCAAAAAGGUAUAUAUAUCAAGAUAGGAGUUUAACUGUGCUGGAAUCAUUUGAUGCUUUAUCAAAAUGGUUUUCUGACAGGGCAAAAAAGAUGAUUGUAAUCAGUGUAAUUGGCAGCUUGACUCGAGCCGUUCACUGUUCCUUUAUCAGCUUCUCCUGAGCAAUGUAAAGAAUGUGAUAAAGCCAAAGAUGUGUGUUUUGAUUAUGGUGGGAUAAAUGAACAAUGUGACCUAUAUUUAGGAGUUGUUGCAUUUCCGUUAACAGUACACGGUAUUGUGUUUUAUAAGCUGGUGAAAUUGUUUUUCUCAUAACUACAGUCUGAGGUUAUGUUUAGAUCACUGGCCUUGAACCUGAAUGUUACAUUUUUAAACCGCGUAAGUGCCUGUAGCGUUAACAGGUCAUGUUACAGCGUUGAACUAAAAUUUGCUAGGCUGUUAGUGGGACAAGGAGGGGUGUGAGUCUUUUUUUUUUUUUAGUCAUGUUAAGCUACUGUAUGUUCAGGUCUCACUGUUAAAACUACUACUAAUGUUCUCUUGUUGCAUUAAUGAGAAACUGUCUCCAGUAAAAGCCAAGUGGGCUUUAUCAUAUGUUUUCAAAUCUCAUGUUAUUGACAUUGUUAACUCUGUGACUUGGUAACUGGAGAAACGACAUGGAAGUAACUGCAAAAAAUAGACCUAGACCGGGUCGAUGAUGGACAAAAACAUAAAUGAGGCCACAUUUUGCAUCUUGCUGUGUAAUUUAACAUGAGUUGAGCACAGCUUGAGUUGCAGUGCACUUGGCUCAGAAGUAAAGUUUAAGGAAGUCUAGUGAAUACCUCCUGAGAGUCCAGUUGUUUUUUUGUUUUUUGUUUUUUUGUGAGGCCAUGUUUCCUAAAACACAUGGUGCUCAUUCCCAGGAGUGUGGGAUAUUCGUCCUCCCUCACCUGCCGGAAGCACUGCUGUUAUCUUUUGAUGCAUAUUCGUUUUCAUGGCUCUCACCCCACAUUGUUCAAUCUCUGUCAUUCAGUAUUAAUUCUUACUAUUGAGAAUGUGUAGCUUCCUGGUCACCUCUACUAGUAGUGUGCUCCCAGGUUCGUUUCCUUACUGAGCUAGAGGCAGCACACUGUAGGCUAAGGUUAAGUAUGCUUAGUGUUUUAGAGAUGUUACUCUCCUGUUUUGUAUGUAGUUGGUUAGGAGAACAGACGCCAUGCUGUUACUGGUCUAUUUAAAUUUACCUUUUCAUCAACGUAUUUAGUGUUAAAGGCGAUGAUCUUUAGUAAAUUAAUUUCUUUAAUUUAUUUUAACAUAUUUAUAGAUGACUGAGUUGUUAAUGCUUGUAUC
Monopterus albus (swamp eel) is the source of this 3007-nucleotide messenger RNA. Its product is annotated as mRNA decay activator protein ZFP36L1. The record is from RefSeq and is a predicted model, not a curated record. Gene Ontology annotation, molecular function: metal ion binding; mRNA binding. Lineage: Eukaryota; Metazoa; Chordata; Actinopteri; Synbranchiformes; Synbranchidae.